Fonsecaea monophora is the source of this 2121-nucleotide messenger RNA. RefSeq lists its product as hypothetical. Gene Ontology annotation, biological process: DNA-templated transcription; regulation of DNA-templated transcription. Bases 1 to 2121 code for a protein of 706 amino acids. Gene Ontology annotation, molecular function: zinc ion binding; DNA-binding transcription factor activity, RNA polymerase II-specific; DNA binding. Lineage: Eukaryota; Fungi; Ascomycota; Eurotiomycetes; Chaetothyriales; Herpotrichiellaceae. The record is from RefSeq and is a predicted model, not a curated record. The transcript is spliced from 7 exons.
AUGGAAAGACAAGCGAACCCCGCCCGGCGACGCAAGCGAGGCCAUUCAACAUCAUCGCCCUCGCCUUCGGCCUCACCCUCGGCGUCGCCCUCUGGUGGCUCGGUUGCUCUGGCAUGCCUGAGAUGCAGAUCGAAAAAGAAAAAGUGUAACGGCAAUGCACCGACUUGCCGAACGUGCAAGAAGCUCCAUGUCCCGUGUAUGUGGCCGCCGGGAGACCAACGAAAAUUCCCUUCGUCCAAAAGCCACAUCAAGGAACUCUAUGACCGUAUCGAAGCUCUCCAGAAUGCGCUUGCAGCGGCGCAAUCGCUAGUCGCUGCUUCACGAACAGAGACCUCAGACAGUCAAGCGUUGACUGCUCCAACACCCACUGACGCUGUCUCGACGAACGCGAAGCCUCCUCCAGACGCAGAAAGCAGCAGCGCCACCGAGGACAGUCUCAUUUCUCGUCUGUGCGGCCGACAGUGGAAACUCAACAGCGACAGAGGAGGACAGUACCGCUUUUUCGGACCUACAUCUAGUCUACACCUGACCGAGAGCGUGUCUUCAUCCUUGGUGGAUAAUUCCUACAGUGCGCCCUUUGGCGGUGAUGAUCCUAGGCUUCAAGAACUGGUCGACCGGGAGACCCAGGACUAUCUUCUCAAUCUCUACUGGAAGUAUCAAGACAAUGUCUUACGCGUCUUCCACAAAGGAGCAUUCUUGCACGACCUGGAGAGGCGGCGGACCCGAUACGUGAGCAAGGCCCUUCUCACCUGCAUCUUUGCCAGCGCCGCUCGCAUUUCCGACCGUCCGGCUAUUCGAGCUCUGGCGCUGUCCACGCAGGACGACAGUAUGGACGAGAAGCAACCACCUCUCCUUGCCCUCGCUACGCGAUAUCUCGAUGACGAGUUGAUGCACCCUCAACUCACGACCAUACAAUCACUCUUACUCCUGUCCACGAGCUACUGUGCCCUCAGUUUGGACACUAAAGGAUGGUUGAUAACAGGUAACGCGUGUAGGCUAGCGAUCGAACUAGGACUACACUUUGGCACAAACAAGUUGAGUUCCCCGUCCUUGACGGAUUUGGAUAUCGAAGCUCGCCAGAACACCUUCUGGGCGUGCAUCGUCUUUGAUCGACUCUGGUCUGUAUAUCUUGGUCGACCUUGUUGUUUUCCCUUGAAGGACUUGGGUGUCCGCGACCCUGCAUACUCUCGAAUGGAGCGAUCGUGGGAGACGGACAUGGCUUACGCGUGGGCUACUCUUUUGGAGAUCCUGGGCCAUAUCAGCGAUACAAUAAACGGGGAACGAUGUACGCUAGAAACGCUCUCGGAACUCGACGAGUGGCUUCGAUUCUGGUCCACCCAUCUCCAGCCGUCGAUUCACUAUCAUCGCGAGACGCAACAACCUGCAAUCACCGUCCUUCACAUGAAAUACUGUGCAGUUGUGAUUCUGCUGCAUCGCCACAUGGCCGGAUUCCCUGCCGGCUCGAAACAAGGCCAUUUUCGGGCAUCAUGCAUCCACCACGCGAUCGAGAUGACACAAAUCCUCCAAGACUACCGCCGCACCCACGGUGACGCGAGGACUCUGAGCGGGAUUGCGAUUUUCAGCAUUGCCACCGCGGCGACAACCUUCAUUGCGGAAAUCGCAGAACGACGAUCCUCACCGGCAGAGGCGUGGCAUCAAUUGAACUGUCUCAAGGCCUGUGUCAAGACGCUGGAAGAGCUCCAAAUCUCCUACCCGGUCGCUCGCAAGGUCCGGCAGACCAUUCAGCUGAUCAUGAGGCUGUGUCGGAUAGGGACCAGCUGUCUGUUCCCUGGUCACGCAACGCCGACGGAAGAUUCCUGGCAAGGUCCAAGCGGGGCCCGGCGUGGUUGGGAUGUUAACAUUAACGUCGAUUUCAACGUCAACGUCAACGUCAACGUCAACGACAAUGGGUCCAUAGGACCUGCUCUGCUCGGGGCGACAGAAUCCCAAAGCGACCCUCCCCUGAUGGCCGCCGACGACGACGAACAAGCGCAGGUCUUUUCUUCGGGCGACAAUGGCGAGUUCGCCGCAAGCUACAGCCCUUUUGCGUAUGACGAGUACCUUCCGGCAUCGGCUCAGUUUGACAUUUUGUACGGCUUCGGAGCGUCAUUGUUCUCAUAG